Messenger RNA from Malurus melanocephalus (red-backed fairy wren), 951 nucleotides. Its product is annotated as baculoviral IAP repeat-containing protein 5-like. NCBI's taxonomy places the organism in Eukaryota, Metazoa, Chordata, Aves, Passeriformes, Maluridae. Bases 33 to 341 code for a protein of 102 amino acids. The record is from RefSeq and is a predicted model, not a curated record. The transcript has 3 exons.
GCGGGCGCUGACGGCCUCCCCUGUGCCCGCAGAUGGCGGCGGCGGGUUUCGUGCACUGCCCCAGCGAGAACAGCCCCGACGUGGCUCAGUGCUUCUUCUGCCUYAAGGAGCUGGAGGGCUGGGAGCCCGACGACGAUCCCCUGGAGGAACACAAAAAGCACUCUGCGGACUGUGGUUUUCUUUCUCUUCAAAAAGAACUUGCUAGCCUGACGGUGCAGGAGUUCCUGAAGCUGGACAAAAUGCGAAUGAGAAAGGCAUUUAAAAACCAGAUUUCUCAGAAGAUGACCAAGGUUGAAGAGAAAGCCAAGGUUAAGCGCUGUGACAUAAAGAAUCUGGCUUAGACUGCUGCAGCUUUGCAGUUGCUGGUGACAUCUGUCCUGUCCACUGGCACUGUCACUGUCACUGUGACUGAAUGGCCGUGUUUCCUGAGGCAGCUUCCAGGCUGGCUGUCCCUGAGAAGCUGAUGGAAUUCUGCCUCACUCCUCCGAGUSUGUUUGGGAAGUACCCGGGGUCUGAUGCAUUGCAUACGUCAUCUUUUCCUGCAGGGAUUCUCCUAAUCUUCCUGCUGGUUUAAUUAAGGAUUAUUACUUGUGGGUUUACUUGUUCUCUUCUUCUUUAUUUUUUUACAAGCCCAGCUGUUUAGAGAUAUUGCACUGUUGUAGAGAUACUGGUAGCUCUGGUGCUGAAACUUAUAUUUCUGGUAAGAGUUGACAUUUGCAUUUUCAUUUUUGUACUGAAUAUACCCAUGCUUUUAGAUACUUUGGGACAUAGAAAAGGGAAGGAGUUUUAGAAAUACUUCAGGGAUUUAGGAUUGUGGAUAAUAACAUUGAGCUAUACYACAUCUUAGAUGCCCAGUAUUCUUGUAAACUUCUUUUUGUCCUUGGCUGCUACCUCGUGUUGAUGCAUAUAUAAAUAAAAACUGAAGACAGAGCUACAAAGUAGUUUCACUUG